CUCUUAUACCUUCAUUGGCAAGGUCCAUACAUCCAUUGGCCUUAUACAAUUCCUUCGAUUCUUUGAAGAGUACUAUGUGGGAGAAGAUAUCGAAGUCCGUUGGAGAUCUUUUGCUAUGUCUUAAACCAAAUUCUCUUCCGAAUCGUGGUCGCACUGGUCGAGUUCCUUGUCAUGAGAUAGUGCAUGGUGCCAACUUGGAUGUGCAGUGGGGCAGUUGCCAUGUCUGUUUAGAGGGAAGUAGGCUAUGUAUGUGCACCGACCACAUCAUUAAGGACUCAAAGAUUGUCGAAAAUGGCACAGCCACAGACAUUGAGCACCAUGCGGAGGCCAAUGGCUCUUUUGCUCAUGCUGUCCUUAAUAUGAUUGGGAUGCUCAUAGGUUUGGGGCAGUUGUCGAUAGCAUAUGCAGUGGAAAGUGGAGGUUGGGCAUCUGUGUUUCUGCUGAUAGGACUUGGGAUAAUAUGCGCAUACAGUUCUCAUCUACUAGGAAAAUGCCUGGACAAGAAUCCCAAGUCAAGAAGUUACUCGGAUAUUGGACAGCAUGCAUUUGGAACAAAGGGAAGAGUGUUGGCUACAACCUUCGUCUACAUGGAAAUUUUCAUGGCACUCGUGUCCUACACUAUCUCAUUACACGACAACCUAAUCACAGUACUUCCAGGGAUACAGAUUAAGGUGCCAUGGCCUAAAAUAUCUACAUCUCAGCUCCUGACCAUAAUGGCAGUCUUAGUAGCACUGCCUAGUCUUUGGUUGAGAAAUCUGUCUUCCAUAUCUUUCCUCUCAUCCGGCGGUAUUGUCAUGUCGAUGCUCAUUUUUGUAUUAGUGGCUUGCACUCCCAUUUUUGGAGGUGUAAAAUCCUAUCACAGGAUACCAGCCCUCCACCUCCAUAACAUUCCUUCGAUAUCUGGGCUGUAUAUGUUCAGCUAUGCAGGGCAUAUCGUCUUCCCCGAUUUGUAUAAGGCCAUGAAAGAUCCAUCCAAGUUUACCAAGGUAUCUAUCGUAAGCUUCACAUUAGUGACUGCACUUUAUACGGCACUAGGAUUCAUGGGUGCCAUAUUUUUUGGUGCUGAAGUGAAUCCUCAAAUCACUCUCAGCAUGCCUAAACACCUUGUUGUGUCAAAGAUUGCAUUGUGGGCAACUGUGAUUACACCCAUGACAAAAUAUGCGCUGGAAUUUGCACCAUUUGCCAUUCAGCUCGAGCAUAAAGUACUUCCGGAUUCAAUGAGUUCAAAAGCAAAGAUGAUAGUAAGGGGCGGCGUAGGCUCAUGUCUACUUCUAAUAAUACUAGCCCUGGCUCUUUCAGUGCCAUAUUUUGAGUACGUUCUCAGCCUCACUGGCUCUCUUGUUAGCGUGGGUAUCUGCAUAACUUUUCCCUGUGCAUUCUACACCAAGAUUUGUUGGGGUGAAAUUUCAAAACCUGUCAUCAUCAUCAACUUGUGCCUCAUUGCAUUUGGCUCUCUUAUUGGGGUAUUUGGUACCAUUUCCUCAUCCAAGUCACUUGUACAAAGCAUACGAAGAGCUCACUCGGCCUAAGAAGGACAGAAAUUUCCUAGACGAGUUUUAAUGUCAUCACCUACCUUAUUACCUAUACACGUACGGGUCUUGCGGGUGACUUCUUGUUGAAUCCAAGCUAGAGGAAUCAUUUCUGUUUUAUGUACCAUUUUCAACUGAAGUUUUCAGCUGGGAUGAUGGCUAGCUUCUCAUUGAAUCCAAGGAGUUUAAUUCUGCUAUUA
Molecule: messenger RNA, 1729 nt
Organism: Alnus glutinosa
Lineage: Eukaryota; Viridiplantae; Streptophyta; Magnoliopsida; Fagales; Betulaceae
Product: amino acid transporter AVT1H
Exons: 3
Coding region: 75-1529 (484 amino acids)
Biological process (GO): amino acid transmembrane transport
Cellular component (GO): vacuolar membrane
Molecular function (GO): amino acid transmembrane transporter activity
Source: RefSeq, a predicted model, not a curated record